AGAAAAAUGGCCAAAAUGGCGACCAUCGUGUAGGGGUCGAGCGUGUUUACAUGUAACCAAUUCAAAACCCUUUUAGGGAUAUUUAUUUUCUACGUUGUCAUAUAUUCUCAGAGUCAUGUUAAUAAACGUUGGGUUGCGGGCCGUUCUGAGGUCGUCCUCGUGUAUUUUAGCGGAAAGGGGCGCUCUGUCCUGGGCGAGCAGCUCGGCUUCACCAGCAGCGCUUAGCAGUGGAAACUUUGCAGUUCCACAACCAGUGAGAUAUUAUGCUCGGGUUGCAAAGAAAGUCAAAACAGGCUCUGAGAGCCAACUCAAUGAUCUUCCUCCAACAAUGCUGAAGAUGGAUUAUGCAGCCGUCCCUCUUGCUCAAACGACUGAUGAUCUUGUCAAGCGUCUUAUUUCACUGGAGCUUGCGAGUCAUAAGGAAAAGCUACAACUGAAAACCGAACAGCUUGUUGCAAAAGUUCAGAGGGAUGAAAAUGACCGCAGGUCACCGGAAGUCCAGAUUGCUAUUUUGACUGCAAGAAUUCGAAACUAUCAGGAGCAUUUGCAAAAACACCACAAGGACAAAGCUAACAAGAGGCGAAUGCUCAUGUCCAUUGACAAAAGAAAAAGGCUUCUGAAAAACCUUCGGUUGGUUCGCUAUGACGCCUUUGAGAGGGUGUGUGAGCAGCUGGGCAUCACCUACACCUUCCCCCCAGAGUACUACAGGCGGGCCACCCGCCGCUACCUGGCCAAGAAAGAAUUCUGCCUUAAGGUCUUCCAGGCUGUUCAGAAGCAGAAAGCAGAGCAGAGGCUGAAGAUGAAGCAAAAUCUUGGCCCCAAACAGACAGAGGAAGCCAAAGCAACAGACGUUUAAAUGCAAUAAAAGGCUGUACAACAGUCAGUUGCAAAUGCUUUUUGUCGCCUGUUUCUUUUUUUUUUACUACAACAUCAAAUGUGUAAAAAGCAGUGGGUGUUUAAAAAUAGUUUGGUUUUGGUCAUGUUAGGGCGUUCUUAUCACCCUCAUAGUACUGUGUUUGUUUUCAGCUAAUUAUCAGAAUCCUCUCAAAAUGUCAGAAUUUGAUGGAAAUAAAAUGCCUCGUAAAGUAAAACUGAAA
Molecule: messenger RNA, 1097 nt
Organism: Cololabis saira (Pacific saury)
Lineage: Eukaryota; Metazoa; Chordata; Actinopteri; Beloniformes; Belonidae
Gene: mrps15
Product: mitochondrial ribosomal protein S15
Exons: 8
Coding region: 116-856 (246 amino acids)
Biological process (GO): translation
Cellular component (GO): ribosome
Molecular function (GO): structural constituent of ribosome
Source: RefSeq, a predicted model, not a curated record